This is a messenger RNA of Gossypium raimondii (Peruvian cotton), 1753 nucleotides long. Its product is annotated as CBL-interacting serine/threonine-protein kinase 20. The coding region runs from base 58 to 1446 and encodes 462 amino acids. Gene Ontology annotation, molecular function: protein kinase activity; ATP binding. NCBI's taxonomy places the organism in Eukaryota, Viridiplantae, Streptophyta, Magnoliopsida, Malvales, Malvaceae. The record is from RefSeq and is a predicted model, not a curated record. The transcript has a single exon. Gene Ontology annotation, biological process: protein phosphorylation; signal transduction.
CUUGUUUGUUAAUUAUUCAUUGUUUUUUUUAGUUAAUAUAGAGUUUUGUUUGAAAUUAUGGAGAAGAAAGGGACUGUUUUAAUGCAAAGAUUCGAACUCGGGAGAUUACUCGGCCAAGGGACGUUCGCUAAGGUUUAUUACGCGAGGAAUUUGACGAACGGACAAAGCUGCGCCAUUAAAAUCAUUGACAAAGAGAAGAUAAUGAAAGGUGGUUUAAUCGAUCAAACGAAACGUGAAAUCGCCGUCAUGAGAAUCAUUAAACAUCCAAAUGUUGUUCAAUUGUACGAGGUAAUGGCGAGUAAAUCGAAGAUUUAUUUCGUUAUGGAAUACGUCCGAGGCGGCGAGCUUUUCAAUAAAGUGGCUAAAGGGAAACUUAAAGAAAAUGUGGCUCGCCAUUAUUUUCAACAAUUGGUGGCGGCGGUGGAUUUUUGUCAUAGUCGUGGCGUCUAUCACCGUGAUUUGAAACCGGAGAAUCUUUUGUUGGAUGAGAAUGAGAAUUUGAAAGUUUCGGAUUUUGGGUUGAGUGCAUUGACGGAAUCUUGUUGGCAAGAUGGGCUUUUACAUACGACUUGUGGGACUCCGGCGUAUGUGGCACCGGAGGUUAUAAAUAAGAAAGGGUAUGAUGGUGCUAAGGCGGAUAUUUGGUCUUGUGGGGUUAUUCUUUAUGUUCUUAUGGCGGGGUUUCUACCUUUUCAUGAUCAGAAUUUGAUGGAAAUGUAUAAGAAGAUUUGUAGAGGAGACUUUAAGUGUCCACAAUGGUUACCACCAGAGGUUCGAAAGCUUCUUUCUCGGAUCCUUGAUCCGAACCCGAACCAACGAAUCACGGUGGAGAAGCUGAUGGAUAACGUUUGGUUUAAGAAGGGGUUUAAAAAGAUUGACACGCCGCCACUAUCGCCAAACCCUAAAAAGUUCGAUUUAGUAAUCAGUGACGUCCAGGCAGCAUUCGACUCGUCGUCAUCGGUGUCUUCGUUCUCGGGCUGGGAGACCAGUUCUGAGGAUGAAUCAACAACGGUGACGCCAAAUCCGAUGAGUCCUAUCAGGCCGAGCGUUUUCAAUGCGUUCGAUAUCAUAUCCCUCUCCCAGGGUUUUGACCUGUCCGCUCUCUUUGAACAAGACCCUAACCAACGGAACCCUUCUCGGUUCACAACCCGAAAACCUGCUAACGACAUUGUCUCGAAGUUCAAACAAAUAGCCCGGAGUGAGAGUUUCAACAUCCAAAAUGGGGACGGAAAGGUACGACUACAAGGGAUAAAAGAAGGACGAAAGGGACAACUUGGGAUCGAUGCCGAGAUCUUCGAGAUUACACCAUCGUUUCAUGUGGUGGAGCUGAACAAAACAGCCGGAGAUACCUUGGAGUACAAGGAAUUUUGUGACCAAGAAUUGAAACCGUCAUUGAAAGAUAUAGUUUGGACUUGGCAAGGGAAUCAUCAACAAAGCCAGCAAUAGUUUUUAGCCACAAAAUUGCUUUUUGAAGUUUGAAAGUUUUAUACAUGGAUGCACAUGCAACAAAAAUAUAUAUAAUCGAAUAAAUAUUGAGUGUAGUGGUAAUGUACAUUAUAUUCUUAAUAAGAGAACUUAAGUUCAAACUUUAGGGACAAUAUUAUUGUCCAACCUCACUUUAGGGACAACAUUAUUGUCCAACCUCGGACCCCAAAAAAUUAGUCUCUAUGGACGGUCAAACGGACAGAGAAUAUUUCAAUUAUAUACCCAUUUAUAUGUAUGCAUGUAUAAAUAUGUAAUUCUAGUUGCAUUG